Messenger RNA from Fomitiporia mediterranea MF3/22, 2008 nucleotides. RefSeq lists its product as uncharacterized. Bases 303 to 1913 code for a protein of 536 amino acids. The transcript is spliced from 8 exons. The record is from RefSeq and is a predicted model, not a curated record. NCBI's taxonomy places the organism in Eukaryota, Fungi, Basidiomycota, Agaricomycetes, Hymenochaetales, Hymenochaetaceae. Gene Ontology annotation, molecular function: GTP cyclohydrolase II activity. Gene Ontology annotation, biological process: riboflavin biosynthetic process.
UUUCUUCUCUUCUCUUCUCUCUUCCUACGUGAGCGUCAGUUUUCGUUGUGCCUUUGGUAAUAUAAGCCAAGUCUACGAUCAGACAUAGAAAAUUUGGAAGGAAUUAACGAGCCAUAAUCGGCCAACAUCAGCCAAAGAAAGACAGCGGAACGUGACGAAUUAGCGGUGCGCGUCGCGUCGAUCACACUUCGGACCAUCGCGUCCUCCUCACCCUCACCACGAGUCCGUCUCGUAUAUACAUUGCUCGUUCAAUCAUCACCCUUUACCACCAACUUCAGUAACAGAGCAAGCGCAUAUACGCCAUGUCCGUCUCUGACGCCGUACUCACUCAGAUACUCGUUCAGCUGCAAGACUUGCAGAAGUCUCAGCAGGUCUUAGCUGCGAAGGUAGACUCCAUUCUGUCUUCCGGAGCAAGUUCACCUCGUGGACCUGCAACAAGCUUGCCACACCAAGGUCGAGAGACGCCUUCGGUACUGCCGUCAGUCGACACUCACGCUGCUUCACCGUCGUCGUCCAUUGUUGCGCUCUCGUCAUCCUUGUCUCCAACUUCCACCUCACCUCCUAAGAAUGGUUCGCCCCUGUUUUCUGAGAAGGAAAGAGAACGUGCUUUGUACCCUUCACGAGUUAUCCUAACGACAUAUCCUGACCAACAUGGAAUAAAACCAUACCCUCUGACUUGGGGUGCGCAAGAUGCAAAGGUCAGAGGUCCCAUCAUCUGCUCUCGCCUUUCAUCCUCCAUCAAACAACGCAAUGCAAUUGGUGCUCAUUCAGGCUCCUAUUCGAUCUAUCGCGCUUUGGCUGUGGCCCUCGGCACUCUAUCUCCUACUCACAAACCCGCGUAUGCACUUACGGAACCCCCAGUUCCAAUCCCACCUGUCCCAGCAUGGUCUGACCCAUCAAAGAUUGUCUCGUUUGAUCCCUGGGGACAUCUGGCACCACAAGUAUUCCGCGAAGAAAUGGAGAGCAAGGGAUUGGAUAUUCGCCCAAGUAUUGCUGUUACCAAAGCGCAUAUUAAGCUUUCUGAAUUGGACGAGGCUGCACGGAAGGGCAGUAUACCAAUUGAUGGGAGAAUUGUUCUCAAGAGCAGACCAUUACUGAAUGCUGAUGGUACUCAAAGUGAUGCUGAUCCGGGAGUUGAGCUGGUUACAAGCAAGGCUGCUGUGGAACCUGUGUGGUAUUUGCCCGGCGUAGCGGAACGAUUUGGCAUUUCUGAAUCACUCCUGCGCCGUGCACUUUUUGAGGAUACUGGAGGAAUGUACCCCGAACUUAUAACACGGCCAGAUGUGAAGGUCUUCCUACCUCCGAUUGGAGGCCUGAGUGUCUAUAUCUUCGGUCCACCCGAGUAUAUGCGCGAUGAGUCAAAGGAGCUCACUUUGCGUGUGCACGACGAAUGUAACGGCUCAGACGUCUUCGGUUCGGAUAUCUGCACUUGCAAGCCAUAUCUUAUCUUUGCAAUUGAGGAAUGUGUACGCUGUGCACAGCGCGGAGGUGUCGGUGUAGUUGUCUACUUCCGCAAGGAAGGCCGUGCGCUGGGAGAGGUUACGAAAUACUUAGUAUACAACCUGCGGAAGCGAGGCGGAGACUCUGCGGACAAAUACUUCAAAUCAACUGAGGUCAUUGCAGGAGUGAAGGAUAUGCGUUUCCAAGCACUCAUGCCGGAUAUUCUCCAUUGGCUCGGUAUCACGAAGAUCGAUAAUAUGGUAUCGAUGAGUGACAUGAAAUACAACGCGAUCGUUCAGUCCGGUAUCCCAAUUCACAAACGAUACGACCUCCCGGAGUACCUCAUCCCUCCCGACUCUCGUGUAGAGAUAGACGCGAAGAUUGCCGCAGGGUACUUUACGAGCGGGAAGAAAGUCACUGAGGCUGACCUUGCGAAGACUGUGGGUCGUACAUGGGAGGAGACAGACCACUGAUCAGUGAUCGACGUUGUCUGGUUAUGGUAAUGGUAAUGAUGGUAAUGAUCACGUGUUGAUGCCAAGAGGAUUGAAUGAAUGUAAUAUAAUUACUG